AUGCCUCGUUCAUGUUGUGUAGUCGGUUGCAAAACUGGAUAUAAGUUUAACCAUAGUACAAUUAAGGUAUCUACUUUUUCUUUUCCUACGGAUGAAAAUUUAAAGAAAAAGUGGAUAAAUAAAAUACCCCGAAAAGAUUUGAUUGUUACUAAAAAUUCAGUAGUUUGUGCCAGUCAUUUUACUGAUGAACAAAUUAUUAGAACAUGGACUUCAGGGGUUGGUGAUAAACAAGUGUGUAUAAAUUUAAAGUAUCCAAAACUAAAAGAAGAUGCUAUCCCAUGCAUAUUUCCUGGCCCAAAAUAUUUAUCUAAUCCACAAACUAAAAGAAAGUCUUCUAGAAAGCGAGAUAGUUCAUUAAUCUCUUCUAAAAACAUUAAAGUAGUAGAGGCUGAAUCUAAAAUUUCUGAACAUCAUUGUAAUAAUGAUAUUGAUCCAGAAUUUUCUGAAGAAUCUUCAGUCUUGUCCACUGAACAAAAGUUUGAGAAAAUAUGUUGUGAUCUUGAGUCAAUCACACUUCCAGAUAAUUGGAAAUAUGAGAUACAUAGAGGAAAUAAACCAUAUAUUCAACUAGAAAUGUACCGAUACUACGAUGUACUAAUAUUACCAAUAGUAAAAUAUGACCCUACUUACUACUAG
Myzus persicae (green peach aphid) is the source of this 636-nucleotide messenger RNA. Its product is annotated as THAP domain-containing protein 2-like. The transcript has 4 exons. The record is from RefSeq and is a predicted model, not a curated record. NCBI's taxonomy places the organism in Eukaryota, Metazoa, Arthropoda, Insecta, Hemiptera, Aphididae. The coding region runs from base 1 to 636 and encodes 211 amino acids.